CAGACAGUGUAGCAUCAUCCUCAAAUUCUGAAGUCUGCGCAUGUGCCGCUGAGAGAUUCAGAAAGUACGCAUUUUAAAUACGCAGUGUCAAACUUGAAUUGCCGCUAUAAAACCUGAACCAAGACAAUAGUACAGAAAAUGCGGGAAGCAGAUCAGGCACUUUUCCCUCUUGUUAAUGUGGGCAGAGUGGUUCAGUUGUUCAGGCAACAGCUUUGUGGAAAAGAGCAGCCAGAUCUUGUCUUGUUGUCAAUUGUUGCUGGAGCAGUGGAGCAUUCAUUAACAGCGUCUAGAGCUACCUCUCCUAAACUUCAAAAGGAUUCUGGUUCUGAUGACGAGUAUGAAGUUGAGGAGACUGCGGAUGUCUGUAAUCUGAAACUUGAACCAGCAAUAUCUUAUGUCCAGGUGUCAGCACUUUACCAAAAGUAUAUCGCAGUGAUCAAAGGAUACUGUGAUCUGUCUCUAUUCCCGGAUGCUGGGGAGUUUGCUACCAAGGAUCUAAUUAAACGAGUAUCAGAUAUUUUGUGGAAUACGCUUAGUAAAGACAAGAUCAAAGAUAGAACUCAUAUAUCUAAUAUAUUCAGUUAUGUGACAG
Messenger RNA from Eurytemora carolleeae, 592 nucleotides. Its product is annotated as menin. Gene Ontology annotation, cellular component: nucleus; histone methyltransferase complex; chromatin. Gene Ontology annotation, molecular function: chromatin binding; transcription cis-regulatory region binding; Y-form DNA binding. NCBI's taxonomy places the organism in Eukaryota, Metazoa, Arthropoda, Copepoda, Calanoida, Temoridae. The record is from RefSeq and is a predicted model, not a curated record. Gene Ontology annotation, biological process: negative regulation of cell cycle; regulation of transcription by RNA polymerase II; negative regulation of cell population proliferation.